Camellia sinensis is the source of this 2163-nucleotide messenger RNA. RefSeq names its product Protein kinase superfamily protein. Gene Ontology annotation, molecular function: protein kinase activity; ATP binding. The record is from RefSeq and is a predicted model, not a curated record. Gene Ontology annotation, biological process: protein phosphorylation. NCBI's taxonomy places the organism in Eukaryota, Viridiplantae, Streptophyta, Magnoliopsida, Ericales, Theaceae.
GACUAAUCAUAACUUUGAAGAGGAAGGAAAAAAAAAAUAAAAAUCUGAAGCCCCUCUCUCUGUCUUUGAUUUGACUAGUCUAUGGAGUAUAGGUUGGCUUGUUGUCUGUUGUGUCUGUGAAGAGCAGGUCUACCGGUGUUGAACGGGUUCAGUUUGGCCGUGACCCAGAUCGGAUUCCGGGCACAUAUUGGAUUGCUUGUCUGUGUGAUUCAUUGUAUUGCGAUGAAUCCCAAGAGCGCUGUGGACUUGUGUGUGUGUGCGCGUGCUAAUCUUGUAAAGUAAUCUUCGGAAAUGUGGAGGUGAAACAUAAAUCUGGUUUUCUGGAUAAGAUUCAUGGGGACUUGUUUCAGUUGUGAAGAAGAACAACAACAUCAGCAACUAAAGGAUGAACCUCUUAAAAACCUCCCAGGCAAUGGCACUGCUAUAUCUCCUUCCAAAACAAACUCCACAGUUUCCAAAAUGCCAAACACAGCAGAGUCGCAGGAGAUUCAAGGCGCAGGUGUUAUUUCAGUGACUCCCAAAAAUGUGAGGGAUCUCCAUCAAAAUCGCGGGUAUAUUAGUGUUGAUAUCUUUACAUAUGAAGAGAUGAGGAUGGCCACCAAGCACUUCCGGCCUGAUCAAGUUCUUGGUGAGGGUGGUUUUGGGAUUGUUUAUAAAGGAGUUAUAAAUGAGAAUGUGAGACCAGGUUACAAGACCACACUGGUUGCUAUUAAAGAGCUUGAUCGUGAAGGAUUCCAAGGCGAUAGAGAAUGGCUGGCCGAAGUCAACUAUUUGAGCCAACUCCGACACACAAAUCUGGUGAAGCUUAUUGGGUACUGCUGUGAGGAUGACCAUCGGCUGUUGGUCUAUGAAUAUAUGGCAUCUGGGAGCUUGGAAAAACACCUUUUUCGCAGAGUGUGUGCUACAUUAACUUGGACAAGAAGAAUGAAGAUUGCUUUAGAUGCUGCCAAGGGGCUUUCUUUUCUUCAUGGUGCAGAAAGGUCUAUCAUUUAUCGGGACUUCAAGACAUCAAACAUCUUACUGGAUGCGGAUUUUAAUGCAAAGCUUUCUGACUUUGGGCUUGCAAAGGAUGGGCCUCUGGGAGAUCAGACCCAUGUAUCAACACGGGUCAUGGGCACUUAUGGGUAUGCAGCUCCGGAGUAUGUAAUGACCGGGCAUUUAACAGCACGGAGUGAUGUUUAUGGUUUUGGGGUAGUGUUACUGGAGAUGCUGAUUGGAAGGAAAGCAAUGGACAAGAGCAGGCCAAGCCGAGAACAUAAUUUGGUUGAGUGGGCUCGUCCACUCUUAAACCAUAAUAAGAAGCUUCUGAGGAUUUUAGACCCCAGAAUGGAAGGGCAAUACUCAAAUCGAACUGCCCUAAAGGUUGCCAAUUUAGCGUACCAAUGCCUUAGCCAAAACCCUAAAGGGAGGCCCGUAAUGAGUCAAGUAGUUGAAAUACUUGAGACUGUUCAGACACAAGAUCAGGGAAGCCGAGAAGAGGCAAUGCUACAAAGUGGAGGUGGCAGUAUAACCCUUUACGAAGUUCCAAAGGGCACACCUCAUCCUUCAACAGAGAAUAAGAUAAGCCAAGUUAGAAGUGAAAGUGAAAGGGAAGCCGACGGUGUUCCUCGAAGGAACAAACCAGCAAAUGGAAGGAGCAAGAGUGAGCCUCCAAAGGAGUGUGAUCUGUAUGGCACGUCUCCAGAUCUCGGGCUAGAUGAGGAAUCUGAACCUAGAAACCGGAUAUGAAUAAUGUAAGUUGAAUUGUUGAUGAUCUAUCUACCAGCAUAUUAAUUUCUUUUUCUUCUUUUUUCAAUUCCUUGUAAAAUUGUAUGCAUCUUUGGUAUGAAAAGGUUUCAUGGCUUGUUUCCUAGAAAAGCUGGUCUUGUGACUAAGAGAAAAUGGGUACAUAAUAAGGGUGGGCAGUCGAUAUUUCGAUCCGUCCAAACUGAUUGAACCGAAUCGAUCCGUUGCAUUUUAGACGGAUGUAUGAUGACGAACAGACGGUUGCGAAUUGUUUUUUUCCAAUCUGCUUAGUUUUUGACGGAUGACGGAUUUGAAGUUCCUUUGACCGCAACCAGACCGCCAACUCACGAGCACCUCUAGUAAUUUGUAAAAUUUUGUGUUUUCAAUUUAUUUAGAUAUUAUGCUUGUAUUUUUAAUUGAAAAAAAGGUUAGAUAUUC